AUGCAAGUGUUCGUCAAGACCUUGACGGGUAAGACGAUCACCCUCGAGGUGGAGUCUUCCGACACGAUCGAGAAUGUGAAGGCCAAGAUCCAGGACAAGGAGGGUAUUCCUCCGGACCAACAGCGUCUGAUCUUUGCCGGUAAGCAGCUGGAGGAUGGCCGCACGCUGAGCGACUACAACAUCCAGAAGGAGUCGACGCUGCACCUGGUGCUUCGCCUGCGUGGUGGUGCCAAGAAGCGUAAGAAGAAGGUCUACACGACCCCCAAGAAGAUCAAGCACAAGCACCGCAAGGUCAAGAUGGCUACGCUCAAGUACUACCGCAUCAACGACGAUGGCUCUGUGAAGCAGCUGCGCCGUGAGUGCCCCUCGCCUGAGUGCGGUCCGGGUAUCUUUAUGGCCUGGCACCACAACCGUCAGUACUGCGGUAAGUGCCACCUGACCUACCUGUUCCAGGAGGGCACGACGAAGCCCGAGUAA
Messenger RNA from Malassezia restricta, 477 nucleotides. Its product is annotated as small subunit ribosomal protein S27Ae. Gene Ontology annotation, cellular component: ribosome; nucleus; cytoplasm. The transcript has a single exon. Bases 1 to 477 code for a protein of 158 amino acids. The record is from RefSeq and is a predicted model, not a curated record. NCBI's taxonomy places the organism in Eukaryota, Fungi, Basidiomycota, Malasseziomycetes, Malasseziales, Malasseziaceae. Gene Ontology annotation, biological process: modification-dependent protein catabolic process; protein ubiquitination; translation. Gene Ontology annotation, molecular function: structural constituent of ribosome; protein tag activity; ubiquitin protein ligase binding.